GAGCGGGAGGAGGGGAUGGGACUGAAGUCCAGGAAGAAGGGGGCGUCGUCGUCGGCGGCGGCGGGGGGCGUCGACGAGGGUAACCCAGGGGCGCAGGGGUCGGAGGGGAGGCCGGCGGGGCCGGCGGCGGCGGGGGAGCUGGGCCUGGGCGGCGGAGCGGACCGGGACGGGACGCUGCUGCUGCUGGAGGGGGCCGGAGGGGCCGGAGGGACCUCAGGCCCCGGACCGGCCGGCCCCGGCAAGCGGACCCCGCAGGGCCUGGGCCUGCUGGCCAAGUCGCCCCUGGGCCGGCCCGCCAAGAGGAACAACGCCCGCUGCAGGAGGCUGCAAACUUUGAUCUACGAUGCCCUGGAGAGGCCGCGGGGCUGGGCCCUCCUCUAUCACGCCCUCGUAUUUCUCAUCGUCCUGGGCUGUCUGAUCUUGGCCGUCCUGACCACUUUCAAGGAGUACGAGACGGUGUCGGGGGAUUGGCUGCUACUUCUGGAGACGUUUGCCAUAUUCGUAUUCGGCGCGGAGUUUGCCUUGAGGAUCUGGGCAGCGGGCUGCUGCUGUCGGUAUAAGGGAUGGAGGGGAAGGCUGAAGUUUGCAAGAAAGCCUCUGUGCAUGUUGGAUAUCUUCGUGCUGAUCGCUUCCGUGCCGGUGGUGGCCGUGGGGAAUCAGGGCAACGUGCUGGCCACUUCGCUCCGGAGCCUGCGUUUCCUGCAGAUCCUGCGUAUGCUUCGCAUGGACAGGAGGGGAGGCACCUGGAAGCUCCUCGGCUCCGCCAUCUGUGCCCACAGCAAAGAACUCAUCACUGCCUGGUACAUCGGGUUCCUGACCCUGAUCCUCUCCUCCUUCCUUGUCUACCUGGUGGAGAAAGACGUCCCGGAGACUGACGCCGAUGGAUUCGAGGCCAAAGAAGAGUUCGAGACCUAUGCGGACGCACUGUGGUGGGGGCUGAUUACUUUGGCCACCAUUGGAUACGGCGACAAGACCCCCAAAACCUGGGAGGGCCGUCUGAUCGCGGCUACGUUUUCCCUCAUUGGGAUUUCGUUUUUCUCUCUUCCGGCCGGGAUCCUCGGUUCGGGGCUGGCUCUGAAGGUCCAGGAACAACAUCGGCAGAAGCAUUUUGAAAAGCGAAGGAAGCCGGCAGCGGAACUUAUACAGGCUGCAUGGAGAUAUUACGCUACUAAUCCCAACAGGCUCGAUCUCGUAGCCACCUGGAGGUUUUAUGAAUCGAUUGUGUCUUUUCCAUACUUCAGAAAGGAGCAGCUGGAGGCUGCUGCCAGCCAAAAGCUGGGUCUCUUGGAUCGGGUUCGACUUUCUAAUCCUCGUGGUUCCAAUACUAAAGGAAAGCUAUUUACCCCUCUGAAUGUAGAUGCCAUUGAAGAAAGCCCUUCUAAAGAGCCAAAGAAUGUUGGCUUGAAUAAUAAGGAACGUUUUCGCACAGCAUUCCGUAUGAAGGCCUAUGCAUUUUGGCAAAGCUCCGAAGAUGCUGGAACAGGGGAUCCUCUGACUGAAGAGAGGGGCUACAGUAAUGAGUUUCUCAUUGAAGACAUGAUUCCUACUCUGAAAUCUGCGAUCAGAGCUGUCAGGAUCCUGCAAUUUCGUCUCUAUAAAAAGAAGUUCAAGGAGACGUUGAGGCCUUACGAUGUGAAGGAUGUGAUAGAGCAAUAUUCAGCGGGGCAUCUCGAUAUGCUUUCCAGGAUCAAAUACCUUCAGACAAGAGUAGAUAUGAUUUUUACCCCAGGACCUCCAUCCACCCCGAAACACAAGAAGUUCCAGAAGGGCGGAGCUUUCUCGUAUCCUCCUCAACAGUCUCCCAGAAACGAUCCAUAUGUAGCCAAAGCGACUGCAUCUGAAACUGAAGACCAAAGCAUGAUGGGGAAGUUUGUUAAAGUUGAAAGGCAGGUGCACGACAUGGGGAAGAAACUGGAUUUUCUGGUCGAUAUGCACAUGCAGCACACGGAACAGCUCCAGGUGCAGGUCACAGAUUUCUUCCCCUCCCGAGAGACGGUCUUCCCAGCCGAGGUGGCGAAGAAGGAGGAGGAGAACAGGUACUCUGAGUUGAAAUCCAUCAUGAACUAUUCCGGCCCGUGCACCCACGACACCCCCUUUAACUGCCACCAGGUGCCCAUCAACAAAGUCAGGCCCUAUGGCUUCUUUGCCCACGACCCGGUGACCUUUUCCCACGACCCCGUGACCUUGUCACUGAGCGGGCGCAGGUCUGGCAAGCUGCAGACCGCCCCCUCCUCCGCUGCGUACGCAGAGAGGCCCACAGUCUUGCCCAUCCUGACUCUCCUCGACUCCCGGGCCGGUUACCCCUCACAGCCCGAGUUGCCCAGCGCCUACUCGGACAGGAUAUCGCCCCGACAGAGGCGGAGGCAGAGACCCAGUCUGACCAGAGACAGCGACACCCCGCUGUCUCUGCUCUCCGUCAACCACGAGGAACUUGCGCGUUCACCAAGUGGCUUCAGCAUCUCCCAGGAAAGAGACGAUUACCUCUUUGGCCCCAGCGGGGGAUCGAGCUGGAUGAGGGAGAAGCGAUACCUGGCCGAAGGCGAGACGGACACAGACACUGACCCCUUCACUCCCAGCGGCUCCAUGCCUCUGUCCUCCACGGGGGAUGGGGUUUCUGACUCCGUAUGGACCCCUUCCAGCAAGCCCAUUUAAAGGGGGUCACUGGCUGGCCUUUCUCUCUGCUGUAAACCCACUUUGUAUAGCCCACUUACUCUUUCCCCCAAAGCUUACUAGUUCAGACGCCGGUGGCUGCAUUCGAUGCAUGGUAUAUUAGUGGUGAUCACGGCGACAUUUCAUGGGAAUUUACGAAUGUGGUUUUUUUUUUUUCCACGCCCCCAAAACUAAGCCAUUUAGUUUUGGGCAUGGCUUGCAUGACUUUACGCUAUAUAAAUGGUACAGCUGAUUUCUUCUAUGAUACAUAGCUAUCUGUCGUUUCUACUGCCGACAACUGAGGGAUCCGUGCAGGGCGAUAUUGUUGUGGGGAUGGGAGCCACUUGUUGUGAACAGAACCGGUAUGCCAAAUUCAUUUUGGACUCACUGCCCCAUUGUGUAGAAUGACCCCGCUCUAACCUUCCCUUGUUUUCUGGAGAGAGGAGAAAAAUCAUUUCCAGGCCCAAUGAGAGAGAGACAAAAUUCCUAGUCUUGGGAGCCUGUGGCUUAAGUAGGAGGGGGAGAAGGGACACAGGGAGCGCUCAUCACUCAUCCCGGAAUCAUUCUCUUGGUCGUGGGCUCCGGACCCUCCCGAUCUCGGAUCGAUCGGAGGCCUCGCGGGGUCUGGCGGAGACCCCUGCCAGAGGCCUGCGCUAACCCACAUCUCCCUAUCUUAUGACUCCACAGUAAAUAACUUUUGUGGUUCCGAUUCUUCCAAUCAGAAUGCCGGGUUAUGAUCUGCUCCUCCUGCCCCUUCUUCUGAUUGGGCCUCUUUGAAUUCAGGGACUGCACUCUUGCAGAACCUUGUGUUGAGAAAAACCCACGGUGCCGUCCCCGCCCACGCCAUUUCUUCCAAAACCGCAUCCCGUACCAUCCUGAUGGAUCUCAGUAUCGGACAGUUGCUCCCCGAUUAUGUCAUCGUGCCCAGGUAAAGCGGGCAAUGGGGCCCUGUGCUCUGGCAGAGCUGAGGGCCUCUUGGAAAAACGGUGGCCAAUGAUGCCUUGCAUGUUGAUGUGUGAGUGUGCCCAAGUCACAGUGAUCCAAUUUUCUGCCUUGUAUCUUUAGGAAGGCACUUCAAGCCAAGCAACACUCAAAAUGAAUUGCAUUAGAGCAGAGCAGCCACCCACCCCGACUCCCAACCCAGAACCUCUGGAAAAAAACAAACCUGAGAGAUUCAUUCCAAAAUACCCAAGAGAUUCCUUCCAAAAGACGUGCAAAAGCCAUGAUGCUCUUCGGUACGUCCUGUGAGAUCUUCCUCUGGAAGAUAGGAGUGACUUUUAUCAUCACUAUUAUUUCAAGUAGUAUUGUGGCAUUCUUGGAAUUCAUUCACCUACAGAAUCCUAUUUAACUUGCUCAGGGCUCUGAUUCCCAUCCGGUCCUCAUCGUUCAUCCUCCAUGACUGAAGUGUUCUAAAAAUUAGUGCACUGGCAUGGCUUUCCUUGAAUUUUUCCAAGAGGAUCAUGGGAAGUGAAACCAACUUCCUAAAAUGGCACUAAUUGGAAGAUUUGCUGGCCGAGAGCUAGGCCGUUAGAAUCGGGACCCGGUGCCUUAUGAGGCUGCAGUGGAGGCCAGGGUAGCGCGGGAGGAUUAUGGAGCCGUGAGGUGGCUUCUAAAAUAUUGCACCACCCCAACGCCCCCAGGCCCCUCGGCCCCCUCACCACAGCCAGACGUGGCAGGGCCCAGGCUGGUCCCCCAACUUCUCUGGGAGGCGUAACGACGUCAUCAGGGGCCUGUUCUUAGGCAGGCAAAUGGAGCAGGUUGGAGACAGCAUAAUCAGGAAUACUGGGGUUCGAUGCAGCAUGAUCAGAACAGGCUUCAUUCCUGCCUUCAGGAGCUCAUGGAAAUCACCACUGAUCAUCAAGAAGGGUCGGAUCCUCCCAGGAGCAUCUAGCUGGUAAACGUUCAGAGCUUCUAGCUUGGAUCGCUCUUCUCCUUCUUCUUUUCAAGUCUUCCGUUUGUAUAUUGUCACUUGUCUCAGGAUGUGCUGCCCCAACUCCUAGCAAAUGCAUUCUAGAAGAAUUUUGCUUGGAUGUCAGGUUUUUGGGGGGUUUAGUUUUUUAAUUCUAAAAAGCAACUUUGGCUUUUCCCAUUGUUUAUUCAAGGGCAGCAGUACCACCACUGUUGGAGAGGGAUUUCAGGGCUUCAGAUAGGCCUGGGAUUUUAGGGCAGACUGACACCUCAUCAGUUUAUUCAUGUCCUGGGCCAAAAGCUGUAGCACCUAUGUGAAGACCAGCUGGCACUGGAUGUUCCCGCUCUGAUCAGCUGUCCGGUGGGAGGACAAGGAGGAGAAAGAACAACCUAUUCCGUCCCUGCACAGCUUGAUUUCUCUUGAUCUUGGGCCCGUCUUGGCAGGUCGAUGAGUCCUAGAGUUGGCCGGUCUGUCUCCCUUCCCGGUUGUCUGGUCAAAAUUGGCCCGGACCAUCUGAGCCUGAAGCCAGGCUUUGACUCAAGUGGGGUUGACUUAUUUUGAGACAGGGAACGGUUUCCCUGUCUUCAAGCAACCAACCAACAGUAGAACCGGAACCUGAGUAGGCAGGGGAAUGGACCUGAUCAUUUGGCAACCCAUGGAAGACCCAACCCUCCCACAUCUUCUCUAAGAUCACUUGCUCAUCAAGCUACAAGCCCAAGCAGGACGCCCCCGACAGAGCCUUCGGUUCACAUCGGGACUUCCUACACAUUAACAGGAGCUGGGGAAUGAGAGAGAGAGACUUGAUUUGGGGGAGGCAAGUCCAGGAUAUGAGGAGGAACUAAAGACAUAAUGGCUACCGGGAUUUAAUUUAUCCAGAAUUCAAUACUAAUAGGAAGUCCUAGGGUUAGACAAGGAAACUCCAUAAACAAGGAGACAUUCCCUCUCUCUCUCUCUCUGCCCUCAGCAUUGCCUUAAGGUGAGCUUGCAACAAUGUGCUAUGAGACUGGAAUGGGUGUAAUCUCUGGCAUCAGAGUACUUCAUUGUCUGAGGAAAUGGAAUCACUCAAAAGGUUUAGCUUUAGAUGUGUGUGAGCUUAAACAACUUGACCAGUGAUAAUUGUAUCUCUGGAUUUCAGCAUGUUUUAAUUUCUCUAUCAAAUCCUCAGCACCAGCAGACAGCAUUUUCUACACUGGCACCCCAAGGUGCUUUGGGCCCCAUGACUCUCUGACCCCAGUGACAACCCGCUUGAGCUAACUGCUGCUCUCCCCUCAGAGGCUGGUGGGGAGAAGCCAUUAGUGAGAGAGAGUGAUGGUUCAAGAUGAAGGGUCUUAAUUGUUGCCAAGGAACCACAAGACUUUUUCUGUCCUUUCUAGUGAGAAUAGCAUCCUAUGCCCUGGCGAUUUCUUGGUCAAACUCAGUGUAUGAUAUGUAAUGUGCAUAAAUGAGGAAUGUUUAGCCUCCAGCAGGACUGGGGCAAAGAAAGGGAGUGAUCAGGAUGGACCUCUGUCUGUUGAGGUGCUGGAGGGAGUCCGUGGUUAAAGCCACACAGGAAGUAAGCACUGGAAAAGGGCCCUGCUUCAGCACCCCAGGGGUGGUCACCAGUGCCAGUGGGAAGAGGUAAGGAGAGGGUCCUAAAAAAGGAAGCUAUGUCAGCCAUCUUCUACUGGGAGUUCCUCCUACCGACCUCCCUGCUUCCCUCCUACCUGUACCUCCACUGCUUUCCCCAAUGUGACCUGGAGUAGGUUACAGUCUAAAGACUUGGAGGGGCAGGAAGUUGUAAUUGGCUCCCGAGAAUUGGCUUUAUUUCCCGUCCUGAGAGGGAGGGGGCAGGCAGAUCUUCCACCCCUGUCGCCCGAGCGCAGGUCAUGACCGUGCUGUUGCUAUCCGAGACUUCUUAAUUGACCCUCCCUGAAAGCAUUGUUGCCUCCGUGUUCUCUGCUUGACCUUGCAGUGUGAACCCUGCUGUACCAAGGGCUUGGGAGACGACGAUAGGGUUAGUGGAUACGAUCCCUGCCCUCAUGGGACUUACAGUUUAACCGGUAGUGGAGAGGGGAGAAAGUCACAGAACAGUUCACAGAUAGACAAAGAGAAACGGAGAAUGGAUUCGGAUUCUGAAGCGCUCAGCCUGGGGAAGCGCUCACCUUUACCAUGCUAGGAUGGAGAGGCUUUUCGGUUAGCCGCAUCAGGCCUGGAGCGUCCCAGGGCCUCCAUUGGCGCUUGGCUUUCACCGUCUCUGGGAAAUGCAGAAAAAUCAGGCAACCCCAGAGGCCAGUCUGUUGGUGAAUGUCCUUUUCUGCGUCUAAUUCAAUGAACUGGGUUCAAAUGUCCGCAUUGACUCCAGGCUGACCCUUCUUUUUUGUUUUAGGUCAAAAAGCUGCUUUUCCUCAGAAAAUGUAUUUUCCCCUUCUCUCCCCCUCCACACAACUCCCACCUCCACAGGAAGGCCCAGGCAAAUGUAAGAAGGCUUUUGAAACUAAAGAGUAAGGACAUUUGCCAUUUUGUAGCCAUAGAAUGAUUUGAUCAAAACGGUCGUUAAGAAGAAGGCCAUUUCAGACCCUGGCAUAAAUACCAUUACUGCUACAGUAGGUUUGGGGGUUUUUUGUUGUUUUUUUAUUCACCUCCAAUUCUGCAGUUAUCUCUUGCUGUAUCCCCUUUGCCCAGUCUUUCCCUGGGCUCAUUCAAACUCUUAUAACCCUGAAAGAAAUAGACAAUUCGUUCCCUUCCUUCCCUCUGAAAUCCAGAACAGUCAUCCAGCUCUGGAAAGCUCUGGUCUGGGUUUUGUACCCACCCUUUCAAAAAAUCGGUUCUUGUUUGAAUAAUUAAAGGCUUAAAGGUUCUCUCGGGAGGCAGCUGAGAACACUCAGUAAAUGGCUCAGAAGGGAACAGUCAGGAAAUCUUGACCACUCUGUGAAAAUCGAGAUUUCUUGGGGUAAUGUCUUUAACUCUUUCUGACGUCAUUGGUGAAGACAGAUGAAAAAAAGACUAUCUAAUGUCUAGAUGGAAAAACAAGAGGAGAUUUAAAGUGACAUAAACCCGUUGCAUUUUGUUUUAUUGACUAUGGCAUAUGUGCCUUGCUACAGAUAUGCUUUUCACAUUCUGGCUUACAAGGGAACACAACUUUUAUACAAGUGACCUUUAGUGCUCUUUAUAGUAUUAUUUAUGGUAAUUUUUAAACUGUAUGUGUAAUUUAUAUUCUGGCACUGUCUAAUAUUUGAACAACUUUAAUAUGUUUAUUUCAAUAUAUAUUAUGCAAACAAGAAUUCUUACCUGAUUUUUUUUAUGUUCUGUCUUUAAAAGAAAUACAGCACCACUUAUUAAUAAAUAGAGAUUUCAAUGAUGACGUGAAAGAAUGUGACUUGCUUUUGAAGCUCCGGUAGGUGAAUUUGCAGAACGUGGUGAUCGAGUCUGUAAUUCCUCAGGUUUUCUUUCUAGAUGAAGCAUAGCACACUCUGCUUUAGAUCAGCAGAGGUAUGUUAUCGAGGAAGUUAAAUCCAGAGACCAUCAAUUCUCCCUGGAGUUAUGACAAUGGCCAAAUAUAACUGUAGCAUAUUGGUUGUGUCAAAAUAAUUGCACAUAUGUUACCGAAAGAUUAUUUUCCAAUUAAAAGAGAUCGUUUCAAAAUCAA
Molecule: messenger RNA, 8183 nt
Organism: Ornithorhynchus anatinus (platypus)
Lineage: Eukaryota; Metazoa; Chordata; Mammalia; Monotremata; Ornithorhynchidae
Gene: KCNQ3
Product: potassium voltage-gated channel subfamily Q member 3
Exons: 15
Coding region: 16-2652 (878 amino acids)
Biological process (GO): potassium ion transport; transmembrane transport
Cellular component (GO): membrane
Molecular function (GO): voltage-gated potassium channel activity
Source: RefSeq, a predicted model, not a curated record